This is a messenger RNA of Pocillopora damicornis (cauliflower coral), 2167 nucleotides long. RefSeq names its product YY1-associated factor 2. The record is from RefSeq and is a predicted model, not a curated record. Gene Ontology annotation, biological process: positive regulation of DNA-templated transcription. Gene Ontology annotation, molecular function: DNA binding; transcription coregulator activity. NCBI's taxonomy places the organism in Eukaryota, Metazoa, Cnidaria, Anthozoa, Scleractinia, Pocilloporidae. Gene Ontology annotation, cellular component: nucleus.
UGUAUACAAACGAGAGCAGAAGAUAACAUUGAGAGAAAAAUUCAAGUUAGAAAUAUAUAGAUUUCUCUAUACUGGAGCUUCUUUUUCAUGCAGUAUGGAGGAGAAGGUGGAGAAGAAAAGUCCAGUCAAGAUUCGUAAAGUGUUAAGGCCGAGCACAGAUGAGAAUUACUGGGACUGUAGUGUGUGUACGUACAGAAAUGGAGCCGAAGCCUUUAAAUGUGCGAUGUGCGAUGUUAGAAAGGGAACUUCAACAAGGAAACCAAAACUUAAUUCUCAGUUAGUAGCUCAGCAAGUUGCUCAACAGUUUGUUACAUCACCUCCUCCCUUAAAAAAGGCUGUGACUAAAAGACCAUUUAAAAAAUUAAGGCCUCGACUCAAAAACAUUGACAGAAGCAGUGCACAGCACAUGGCCGUCACCGUAGGAAACAUCACUGUGAUUAUAACAGAUUAUAAACUUUUAAAACCUGAAAAUUCACCCUCUGUCACACCAGACAGGAAUUCACCCAGACCACUGUCAGAAGAUGGCACAGACCCAGGGCCAUCUCUUGGUUCUGAAUUUACAAGUAAUGGAUUAAAUAAUCAGGAUGACAGCUCCUGACAAAAGAAUGAUUUUUAUAUUGGUACAGUAAUUAUUAGGAACAAUUUGUAUUUUUUGUGUCAUUAGAGGGGAUCAAGAAUCUUUUUCUGUCUUUUAUGAUUUCUGCUAAACAAAAUCCCCUUCAAAAGCUGUUGGUAAGACAGUCAGUGCUCUUUAUACAGACACCUCUGUCAGAGGUGCUUUCACCUCAAGAAAGAACAGUAAAGAUGGUGCUGCCAUUUCAAUGUUCAAUUUGUCAAAACAGUUUGGAAUUGAGACACAAAGUGGUCUCUCAGGUGCCUGUUUUACAGAGAAUCGACGUAACGUCUCUUUCUAACAAGUCUCAAAGAACACUGCAUGUGUGCAUCAGUGUAUUCUUGCUGGCUAAAAAAAACUUGCUUUGUGCCUAGCAGGAGAGCAAGCCUGUUUUCAAAAUGUAAUCACCCAAAUCAGAGUAAUAGUUAAUUAACUCAGUUUUUAUGUGCUUUUGAUUAGCAAUGAAAGAUUUAAAUUACACUUUGCUUUCUUUCUUUCAUGUCGUAUGUUUUGUUUGUUGUCAUCAGUAAAAACUAUUGAAAAGGUGGGUAUGACAGCUAUUUACCAUAUAGAUAGGAAAUGAUUCAUAAAAUAACUGAGAGAUCAGAAAAUGGUAGAGAAAGAAACAUUGAUUCAAACUUUAGGUGCUGAUCUAAAGAAAACAAUGAAAGAUUUCAAAUAUUCUUUUUUAAAAAAUUUUCUUACAUUUCUCAAUUAUUAGGAUGUUACUAAUUUGUUGGUGUAGCUCUAUUUGUUUAGUUCAUGGGGUAAUAUGAAACUUGUGUGAAGGCUUUUGCCUGUAAAUAACUGGCAUUACAGUACAUUAAAUAACAUUUUUACAAUUUUUUCUCAGACCUCAGUUCUCUUCCCAUAUUAAGUUGUCAAAGUCAAUGAUGGCCAUACAAACUUAAAAACAAUUAAACAAAUGAUCAUAAUUGUCAUCAAGUCUUGGUGUGCUCAUUUCUUUACCUUUAAUCAAUCCUUUGCAUAAAUAAAAAAAGAAACUGUAUAAACAUAUUUUGGGGAGAAGUAUGUACUAUAAAUAUGGAGGGAAAGUGUGUACUAGACUACAAGUAGUCCCUUCUUUUCAGCAAUGUCUGUUGAGCCAGUAAAAGAAAAACAGGGAAAAAAUUAAUGUUAGCGUGCCAUGGGAAGUUCUUGGAGUGACCUCGAUGCACUGCAGGAGCUCCAUGAGUGAGGCUACUUUUCAAAUGCCUCACUCAUGUAGCUCACAUCAUGGACUUUGCUAAAGUGAAGGACUGCUUGUAGUUGAAGUGUCUUGGUGUGUACAUACAGAAGGACUGUGAGAGGGGUAGUGUUCUUGGACACACUGAUGAAAAAGCAAGAACAAAGUAAUGCAAAGAAGACUGAAGAGAAUAUAGUCCACAAUGCUUUUCUUAGAGCCUUUCAUUGCUCUUUCACACCUAGUGCUUUAUACAUUGGGUCGGAAUUCAGUAUUUGACCUGUUGCUUUACAGGAAAAAUAAUAUUCUACGUUAGACUAAACUUCUUACCAAUAGUAGUAACCUGUGCCUCAUUUAUCACACUAUUAUUA